Naegleria lovaniensis is the source of this 1068-nucleotide messenger RNA. RefSeq lists its product as uncharacterized. The transcript has a single exon. The coding region runs from base 1 to 1068 and encodes 355 amino acids. The record is from RefSeq and is a predicted model, not a curated record. NCBI's taxonomy places the organism in Eukaryota, Heterolobosea, Eutetramitea, Acrasida, Naegleriidae.
AUGGCGUUAUUGAACAGCACUUGUACCACUCACUUGUUAGAUCUUGAUUUUAAUGUUCUUCUGUAUGAGGUUGUUGUGGCCCAUCUCGACGAUGCUUCAUGGAUCUCUUUCGGAUCAUCAUGUAAAUUAUUGUACAACAAACUCGUCAAUAACCCCAACAUUUGGGAAGAAAAAUUGAAAUUCCUAGAUCAACAAUUUGAUAAAACUCUCAAAGAAGAGGAAUAUCUCGAUCAUUUCAAAGGACAAGAACAACGUAUUGCAGAUAAUUUUCUGCAUGGAUAUUAUCAAUUCAGACACAACAUGUUUACUCGUUUGGAUUCCAAUAAUUGUUUAAACGACGGAGGAAAUGAUCUUGAGCCGUUGAUGAGAGCUUGGAAAAAGACCAUGACCUCAGAAGGGCAACAAAAAGAGGACACCAGAGCAUCCACCAUGAAAAUUCAAUACUUGUUAUUUAAGAAAUAUAUGUUUUGUAAUAUUGUGAGCAACGGCGGCUCAGACAAUGCCCCUAAUGUUUGUAGACAUUUAAAUCACUCGGUAAUGGCGACUUACAAUGGGUUUUGGAGAUCCUAUUUUGUGAAUAAUCAACUGAAACCACAACAAACGUAUUGUUGGUCCAUUUUGUUAACACAAUUUGAUCGAUCUUCUUCCAACAGUUGGACAAUUCUUGUAGGUGUAAAUUUCAACGAUAUUCAAGGAAUACCAGAACCAUUGACCACAUGGUUGAGUUUUGGUUAUUGCGUCAAAUCCAAUGCCAUUGUCAAGCAAUCAUACACUUCAUAUGAUCUCUCAAAUGUCAACCAAGAGGGACAUUUAAUUGGGAUUAAGUGCAAUUACCGAAGAGGUCACGUGGAUUUCCAUGUGUAUUUAGCAAAUGGCACAAUUCACCGUUUUGAAUCAAACGAAAGUACAAAGGGUAUCUGUCGACCGAUUGUAUCAUUAGUGAAUGGCAAACACAUGGUAACUGUGUUGCCUUGGGAUGGUAAUGUUAGUAGUUUACAGUUGUCGAGCAGUGACACUGAUCCACCUUCAGGCGUAUCGUCCGAAGAAAAGAAAUGUUUGAAUAUGUGA